UUAAAAUAAUAAAGCAGCCUUUUAGUAUUUUGUUUAGGCCAUAGCUGUACCAAAGCUUCCCUCUGUAGUUACCAACGCCCCUUUCAAAGAUCUACAAAUUUCUCCCUCCCUUGUUCUCUUUCUCUCUUUACGCUUAAUCCAGUUUUUAUUGCUCUGUUCUUACUUACAUAAUAUUCUUGGCUUUGGAUCGGAAUUAUUUGAUUAAAGCUCCUCUAAACCAAGGUUCGAAACAAACUUUUCCUUUUUCUCUCUGAUUCCAGGAAGGUUGUGAUGGCGAGUCGAGUGAAGGAAGAUGAAAAAAAUGAGCGAAUAAUUCGGGGUCUUCUCAAACAACAGGAGAAUCGUAGAUGUAUUAACUGCAACAGUUUGGGGCCUCAAUAUGUUUGCACAAAUUUCUGGACAUUUGUUUGCACUAACUGUAGUGGAAUACAUCGGGAGUUCACACACAGAGUUAAAUCAGUGUCUAUGGCUAAAUUUACUUCUCAAGAAGUUAGUGCUCUUCAAGAAGGGGGAAAUCAGCGUGCAAAAGAAAUCUAUUUUAAAGAAUGGGAUCCGCAGCGUAAUUCUGUUCCUGACAGCAGCAAUGUUGAGAGGCUUCGGGACUUCAUUAAGCAUGUAUAUGUGGAUAGAAGAUAUAGUGGCGAGAGAAACUAUGACAAGCCCCCACGGGGAAAGAUGGGUGACAAGGAAGACUUGUAUGAGAAUAGGAGGACAGAUGGAUAUCAGGGAGGGUCCAGAAGUCCACCAUAUGAAGAUACAUAUGAACGCCGUUACAAUGAAAGGUCCAGUCCUGGGGGAAGAAAUGAUGAUAGAAAUUCGAGAUAUGGUUAUGAUGAAAGGCGAAGUCCUGGAUAUGAUCAAGAAAGUCGACAAUAUGGUGAUUACAGAAAAAGUCCUGCUCGUCCUGAAGUUGUCAAUGACUGGCGUCGAGAAGAUAGAUUUGGUAAUGGGAGGAAACCUGAAGAUCGUAGAAUAUCUGAUGGAGAUCCAAAGCUGGAAGGGAGGUCACCUGAGCGACCAAAAGAGUUAGGCUCAUCCAGUCCCCCAGUAGUUCGCCCUGUUAGAGAAAUUUUGGGUGAGAAUGUAAUACCACUUCGUAUAAGUGAACCUCCAAAGGCAAAUGGCAGCAGAACUGUUGAUGUCCCUCAGACACAGCAGAGAACUGCAUCUUCCAGCAGCUUGGGAUCUACCAGCGGGAAUCCAGCAGAAGUCAAAUUGGAAACAACUGUGAGCUUAAUUGAUUUUGAUGCUGAUCCUGAGCCUCCAGCAGCUCAGGCGGUUACUCAGACACAACAAACAACAGUGACUCAAUCCAUUGUGCAGCCAACAAGAUCUACCAAUGACAACAACUGGGCCUCUUUUGAUUUUACCCCUCAGACAAAAGUUUCUCAGGCCCCUUCAAACAUGAACACCCUGGACUCUGUUCUUUCUCAAUUGUCAGUGCCAGCAUCUGUGCCUGGUCAGAUAUCAGGACCAUCUACCAUUGUUGGUGGUCAGAUACCUGCUCCUGUGGUCAACAUGAGUGUAUCACCUCUUGGUGGUAAUCCCAAUGUUGCAUUCACAGGGCAAAUACCCUUUGGUGCUGGUGCUCCUGCAGUUGCACCAGUUAGCAAUUUCUCAACAUUGCCUCCUACUGGUGCUUUGGCAGCUGCUCCUGGAUUAACUCCUAUAAUGCCUGUCAGCAGUGGUAGUUCCCAGGUCAGUGUAAAUAAUGCUGGACUAUGGCCUAAUGUGCAGCAUCAACAGACUUCCUUUUUCUCUGCAGCCGGCAGUCAGUCUACUGCCCAACAAUUUAUGCCACCGGUUGAUGGAGCUUCAACCAGUCAGCCAUGGAAUUUUGCUCCUUCCCAGCAUAUGCAGGGGCAUUUGAGUGCACCUGCUGCACAAACACCUCAAGCUGUCUCACAAUCAGUGCUGGAUGUUACUUCUACUGGUGCAUCACAGCCUCCAUCUAUAGAAACAAAAGCAAGUGGAAGAAAAGAACUACCUGUGGAUUUAUUUACUACAACCUAUCCAACAUAUCCUGCACCUGCAGCAGGGUGGCAAACUGGCCCACCCCGUGGUAUGGGGUUCAUUAUGCAAUAUAGUACUGCAGUGCCAAUGUCUGCUUUUCCGCAAUCAUCAAAGUCAAUAAACCCAUUUGAUCUUGGUGGUGAAGCACCUCCAGUUCAAAAUCAAACAUUCCCUUCAAUGGCUUCCUUACAAGGUGCCCUACCAAAUGUGCCACCUGCUUCUGGCUUAGUACGCGCUUCUAGCCUUGGUACUCCAUCAUCAGCAUGGAUGCCAGCUCAGGCUUUACCUUAUGCAUCAGGGAUGCCAUCCCAGUCACUGCCUUAUGCAUCAGCAGUGCCGCAAAGGGCAUACACCGGAGCACAGUUACCUAGUAACUUGCCACCUUCCAGCCAUCAAAUCGGCAUUGGUAGUGAGGCAUCUUUUGGUUUUGUAAAUGCUGAUCAACAGGUGGCUGGUAGAUUCUCAGCACCGACUACCCCACAGCCAUUCUCUUCUGUUGGCGGCAACCCAUUCGGCUGAAUAUAAAUAACAAAGCAUCACGGACCCCAUGUCUGGUUAAGCAUCCUCUUGUUGCUACCUGUUAAAUUGAUGGGUGGAAAGUUUUGGUUUUUGUUCAAAUGAUCCAAGCCCUAUUAUAAAUUUUCCGUUGUUCGUUUCCGGGUACAAGGAUCUGAUAUCCAUACUGGCCAUAGAUAAUUAGUUUGAUGCUCCCACAGAGAGAGAAAGAGAGAGCAAGCCAACGAGUUGCAAGCUGGGAUUUACAAGGAGACUACGGAUAAAGCUUGUGGGGGACCUAGGUUUUAUAUUUUUUCCUUCUUGUGUGGAUAUGAUGUUUACCGUAAUUUCCAUGGAGUGAUCUGUGUGUUGCCUGAAAAUUGUUAUCAUUUCACCCCUCCCCUUUCUUUACCUUCUAUUUUUCCCCUAGUGUUGUAUGAUUUUGCAGUCUCUCAAUGACGAUCCGGUUGACCGCUUCAGAGCACGUGAAAAUUUAUGAAGUUGUCACAGUUUGUAACUUUGUAAUGUAAUAUUAUUGAAUAUUGAGAUUAUUUGAAGAAUUUGUGAUAUCUACGCCAUCA
Theobroma cacao (cacao) is the source of this 3089-nucleotide messenger RNA. It is a transcript of the gene NIG, whose product is annotated as NSP (nuclear shuttle protein)-interacting GTPase. The record is from RefSeq and is a predicted model, not a curated record. Gene Ontology annotation, molecular function: GTPase activator activity. Lineage: Eukaryota; Viridiplantae; Streptophyta; Magnoliopsida; Malvales; Malvaceae.